UUCCGCGGAAAAUAUACUCCUCGAACUACCCCCUCAUAUACUCAUCAGUCACCUCGUCGGCGUGCACGAUCCCCGGCCGCUCCGGCCACCCAACCAGACCACCAUCCAACCAGCUCCUCCCUGCUGGGUUCUUGCUUGUUCCAGUACAUCGCAAUUUUUUCCCCUCAUGGCGGCGGCGGGGAACAACGAGCGGAGCCGGGUUCUGGUCAUCGGCGGCGCGGGCUACAUUGGCCGGCACAUCGUCGCCGCCAGCGCCCGCGAGGGCCACCCGACCGCCGUCCUCGUCCGUGACCCUGCGCCCGACGACCCCGCCAAGGCCGCCCUUCUCCAGGGCUUCCGGGAAUCCGGCGUCGCCCUCGUCAAGGGAGAUCUUUAUGACCAUGAAAGCUUGGUGGGAGCCAUCAAAUCCUCUGAUGUGGUAAUCUCGGCUGUGGGUUACGCACAUUUAGCAGAUCAAAUCCGAAUUAUUUCUGCUAUUAAAGAAGCUGGAAAUGUAAAGAGAUUCUUCCCUUCAGAAUAUGGUAAUGAUGUGGACCGUACACAUUCAGUUGAGCCUGCAAAGUCAGUGUAUGCUACGAAAGCUCGUAUAAGGCGUGCAAUUGAGGAUGAGGGGAUACCUUACACAUAUGUCUCCUCUAACUUCUUUGCUGGUCGUUUCUUGCCAAAUUUGGCACAGGUCGGCGUUAAAGGCCUUCCAAUCGACAAGGUUAUCAUCCUUGGUGAUGGAAAUGUAAAAGGAGUCUUUGCCACGGAGGAGGAUGUGGGCACCUACACUAUUAAGGCUGUUGAUGAUCCAAGAACCCUUAACAAGAUUUUGUAUCUGAGGCCACCAAGCAACAUUUUGUCUCACAACGAGCUCAUUUCACUCUGGGAGAAGAAGGUCGGCAAGACAUUUGAAAGGGUGUACAUCCCAGAAGAUAAUGUCCUCAAGAAGAUUCAAGAAUUCCCAGCGCCGAUGAAUUUUGUAGCGUCAGUCAGCCAUUCGGUCUGGGUGAAGGGGGAUCACACCAACUUUGAGAUCGAGCCUUCGUUUGGAGUUGAAGCUAUUGAGCUUUACCCCGAUGUGAAGUACACCACUGUGGACGAAUUCCUGAACAGCUUCCUUUGAAAUCUGUAUGAUAUCAUAUUAGGCUCCAAUAUUGAAAAUCUGUAUGAAAUCCAACCUGUUGAAUAAACAUAGCAAGUUGUGUUUUGCCAUCAGCACAAUUUGCUAGAGAACGCCCUAGAAUGUAAUCUAUAUCUAUAUCUAUACUAAUAUAAAAAGGAGGAGUUAGAAUUUUUUUUAUAGCCACACCACCAAAUAUACACAGAAUUU
Molecule: messenger RNA, 1315 nt
Organism: Oryza brachyantha (malo sina)
Lineage: Eukaryota; Viridiplantae; Streptophyta; Magnoliopsida; Poales; Poaceae
Product: phenylcoumaran benzylic ether reductase Pyrc5-like
Exons: 5
Coding region: 167-1108 (313 amino acids)
Molecular function (GO): oxidoreductase activity
Source: RefSeq, a predicted model, not a curated record